Lynx canadensis (Canada lynx) is the source of this 1372-nucleotide messenger RNA. RefSeq names its product free fatty acid receptor 4 (gene FFAR4). Gene Ontology annotation, biological process: G protein-coupled receptor signaling pathway. Gene Ontology annotation, molecular function: peptide binding; G protein-coupled receptor activity. Lineage: Eukaryota; Metazoa; Chordata; Mammalia; Carnivora; Felidae. Gene Ontology annotation, cellular component: membrane. The record is from RefSeq and is a predicted model, not a curated record. The coding region runs from base 1 to 1086 and encodes 361 amino acids. The transcript is spliced from 3 exons.
AUGUCCCCUGAGUGCGCGCAGGCGGCGGGCACUGGGUCCCCGCGCAGCCUGGAGCGGGCCAACCGCACCCGCUUCCCAUUCUUCUCCGACGUCAAGGGAGACCACCGGCUGGUGCUGACCGCUGUGGAGACGGUCGUGCUGGCGCUCAUCUUCGCGGUGUCGCUGUUGGGCAACGUGUGCGCCUUGGUGCUGGUGGCGCGCCGACGGCGCCGCGGCACCACCGCCUGCCUGGUGCUCAACCUUUUCUGCGCGGACCUGCUCUUCACCAGCGCCAUCCCGCCCGUGCUGGCUGUGCGAUGGACUGAGGCCUGGCUGCUGGGCCCGGUCGCCUGCCACCUGCUCUUCUACGUGAUGAGCUUGAGCGGCAGCGUCACCAUCCUCACGCUGGCGGCCGUCAGCCUGGAGCGCAUGGUGUGCAUCGUUCGCCUGCAGCGGGGCGUGCGGGGCCUGGGGCGGCGGGCGAGGGCCGCGCUGCUGGCGCUCAUCUGGGGCUACUCGGCGCUGGCCGCGCUGCCCCUCUGCGUCUUCUUCCAAGUCGUUCCGCAGCGGCUCUCCGGUCGGGACCAGGAAAUUCCGAUUUGCACACUGAGUUGGCCCAGCAUCGCUGGAGAAAUCUCCUGGGAUGUGUCGUUUGUUACUUUGAACUUCUUGAUGCCAGGAUUGCUCAUUGUGAUCAGCUACUCCAAGAUUUUACAGAUCACAAAGGCAUCAAGGAAAAGGCUCACGGUGAACCUGGCUUCCUCGGAGAGCCACCAUAUCCGCGUGUCCCAGCAGGACUUCCGGCUCUUCCGUACCCUCUUCCUGCUCAUGAUCUCCUUCUUCAUUAUGUGGAGCCCCAUCAUCAUCACCAUCCUCCUCAUCUUGAUCCAGAAUUUCAAGCAGGACCUGGUCAUCUGGCCAUCCCUCUUCUUCUGGGUGGUGGCCUUCACGUUUGCCAACUCAGCCCUGAACCCCAUUCUCUAUAACAUGUCACUGUUUAGGAAUGAAUGGAGGAAAAUUUUCCACUGCUUCUUCUACCCAGAAAAGGGAGCCAUGUUUACAGAUACAUCUGUCAGAAGAAAUGAUCUGUCCGUUAUUUCCAACUAAUUAAAUUUUUCUCUAUAGGCAGAGUUUAUCACCCUCUGGAAAGCUAGGAUACGCUUUCAAAGGGAGUUUAUUUCCAGGACCAUCACAUCACUGUAGCCUGCUUUAAGAAAAUGUAACCUAUGCAAAUACACAUUUAUAGCACCAGUAAAUUAAGGGGUGAUCAUUCAGUAUGACAAUUUUACCCUUCAUAAAAGGAUUUGUUAUGGGCUCCCUUUAAAUAUGAACUUUUUCCAGUGUGUUUGUAAUAUGAUUGAGUUUAAUAAAUUUUUAUUUAUAGCUGUUCAGC